Molecule: messenger RNA, 13950 nt
Organism: Phalacrocorax carbo (great cormorant)
Lineage: Eukaryota; Metazoa; Chordata; Aves; Suliformes; Phalacrocoracidae
Source: RefSeq, a predicted model, not a curated record
GCGCAUGCGCGGGGCAGGCGGCGAUGGCGGCGCGGGGCUGAUGGCGGCGGAGGCGGCGCUGCGCUGAGGGAGCGGUCCCGCCCGGCCCGCCAUGGGCAACGAGGCCAGCAUGGAGGGCGGCGGCGGCGACGGGGACGGGCAGCUGCCGCCCGCCGCCGCCGCCGCCACCGGGGCCCCGCCGCCGCCUGCCGCCGCCGCCGCCGCCAGGACGCCUUCAGCACCGGGCGGCGGCGGACAGCUCCCGGGCAGCGCGCCCGCAAUCGGGCCCAGCAUGCCAAGGAGACCAGAGCAGCUAGAUCAGGCUGCAGGCCAGCGGUCAGCAUCCCCCUCCAUUGUACAGACUGCACCUAGUUCCCAGAGCCCCCAGGAGAUGAGGGGCCAGGGCCAGUCUGGACUGCCAGCAGAGGGACAGCGGAGAAUGCUGCAGGUGGACACCAGGAGCCAGGGGUCAGGGAGGUCUCCCUCAGCAUCACCGGAUCGUGGCAGCACCCCUACCUCUCCAUACUCACUCCCGCAGAUCGCCCCGCUCCCCAGCAGCACGCUCUGCCCCAUAUGCAAGACAACGGAACUCACCUCCUCUCCUGGCCAGCCGAACUUCAACACCUGCACCCAGUGUCACAGCAAAGUCUGCAACCAGUGUGGCUUCAACCCCAACCCACACCUCACCCAGGUGAAGGAAUGGUUGUGCUUGAACUGCCAGAUGCAGCGGGCGCUGGGGAUGGACAUGACCACCGCUCCUCGCUCCAAAAGCCAGCAGCAGCUGCACACUCCUUCGCCAUCCCUCUCCCACUCUCCGGCCAAGCACCCACCACCCCCAGGUGUGGAUAAGUCCCUGCUGGCUGCCCGUGCCCUGCUGCCUGAGCCACCCAAACCUCACCCCAUGAUGCCGCAGAGGGAACCACAUGGCCAAGGCCAGCCAAAAUCUCAGGAGGCAGCCAGGUCCUCCCCGCAGCAUCAGCAAGCUAAGCCUUCCUCCUCUGAGCAGAGAAAGACAACAGGAGAUGGAGGGGCAAAGCCUGCUGCCCCAACCCCUGGGGCUGGACCACAAGAGCAGCCCCAGGAGGGCCUCACAGGGAAGCUCUUUGGCUUUGGGGCAUCCCUUCUGACCCAGGCAAGCACACUCAUGUCUGUCCAGCCAGAGGCCCCCCCUCCAAGCCAGCCAUCUCCUGGCAAAGUGCCUCCAAAAAUCGUCUUCAGUGAUGCCAGCAAAGAAGCUGGUCCCAAGGCCCCAGGGGCACAGUGCCAGGCUGGUGCUGCACUGGCCACAAAGCUGGGCAAGCCGGAGCAGGGUGUCAAGCCAAAGGAAGUGCCGAAAGCAAGAGUCUCAUGCCCCCUCUGCAAGGCGGAGAUCAAUGUGGGCUCUGGCGAGCCCCCCAACUACAACACCUGCACAACCUGCCGGCAGCAGGUCUGCAACAUGUGUGGCUUCAACCCCACCCCUCACCUGAUAGAGAAGAACGAAUGGUUGUGCUUGAACUGCCAAACUCAGCGGCUGCUCGAAGGCAGCCUUGGCGACCCUGCCCCGAUGCCACUGCCUGCCCCAAAGCAACCACCCACUGGCUCCCCACGGCACCAGCCGCCAGCUGUCAGCCAGCAGCAGAAAGCACCGGCACCAGUGCCUGCCAAGCCGGCGGCAGCUCCCGAGCGGCAGCCCUCGCCUGCAAGGAGCCUCCAGGCUGCUGAGCAGAGCAGGACCCCGAGCCCUGUCCUGGCAGAGAAGAAGCCCCUAGUUCCAGCAGAGGAAAAACCACUACCCAAAGCUGCCCUGGAGCCUUCCAGAGAUCCUGAGAGCACUGUGCUGAAGGGGAAGAGUGUGACCCCCAAACCAGAGAUGGAGAGCAAGGAGAGCCGAGCACCCCCCACAGUACCACGGGUGAAGGAGCAGGAGGACGGGAGCAAGCCUUACCCCCCAGACCUGUCCCGCAGCCCCCAGAGCCUGAGCGACACCGGCUACUCCUCCGAUGGUAUCUCCAGCUCACAGAGCGAGAUCACCGGCCUGGUGCAGCAGGAGGAGGAGAAGCUGAGCGGCACCGGGCUGGCUGGGCAGAGCCCCCCCAGCCCUUCCGAGCUCACCAAGCUGGAGAGCAGCAUGCGGCCCCUCCUGGAAGGCCGGGGUGCCCCGCCAGACCCUGCUGAAUGCAGCAAGGAGCUGCAAGAGGAGCAGCGGCAGCGGCCACGGUACCUCUCCAUCACCCCAGAAGCCUUUGACUCAGAUGAGGAGCUGGAGGACAUCUUAGAGGAGGAUGAGGACUCGCUGGAGUGGGAGAACCAGCGGGAGCGGCGGGAGAGUGCAGAGUCCUCGGACGAGUUCGGCAGCAAGCUGCGGCACGACUAUGUGGAAGACAGCAGUGAGGGGUGUUUCUCCCCAGUGCCUCCCCAGCCCAAGGGCCUGGAGGCAGAGGUGAGUGAUGAGGAGUUCAUGCGGAGGCAGAUCCUAGAGAUGAGUGCAGAGGAGGACAACCUCGAGGAAGAGGAGGAGGAGGAGGGCUACAGGCAUGCCAAGUACAGUGUCCACAAGGCUGGGCUAAAGGACGAGGCAGAGAAGGGCAAAGAGCCAGCAUCGGCCAAGCGGCGCCUGCCACAUGGCUCCAGCAGCCUGUACAAGGAAGAGAGGAAGGAGCUAGAGGUAGCAGAGGGCAAUGACUUGAGCACGGCUCAGGGUGGGCUGCGGCGCUUCAAGACCAUUGAGCUGAACAGCACAACUGGCUAUGACCGGGAGGUGGAGAUGGGCCAGGAGACGGAUGCCAGCCUGGACCGGGAGCCUGAGCUGGAGAUGGAGAGCCUGACAGGCUCCCCUGAGGAACGCUCCCGGGGCGAGUACUCCUCCACCCUGCCAGCCACGACACCCACCUACACCUCAGGCACAUCGCCCACCUCCAUCUCCUCCCUGGAGGAGGACAGUGACAGCAGCCCCAGCCGCCGGCAGCGGCUGGAGGAGGUGAAGCAGCAGAGGAAGGCUCGCCACCGCUCACAUGGCCCCUUGCUACCCACUAUCGAGGACUCAUCUGAGGAGGAGGAGCUGCGGGAAGAAGAGGAGCUGCUGCGGGAGCAGGAGAAGAUGCGGGAGGUGGAGCAGCAGCGCAUCCGGAGCACAGCACGUAAGACCAAGCGUGACAAGGAGGAGCUGAGGGCCCAGCGGAGGAGAGAGCGCUCCAAAACCCCUCCCAGCAACCUCUCCCCCAUCGAGGAUGCCUCCCCCACUGAGGAGCUGCGUCAGGCGGCAGAGAUGGAGGAGCUGCACCGCUCCUCCUGCUCUGAGUAUUCACCCUCCGUUGACUCAGAGGCUGAGAGUUUCGAUGCCAUGGCCUCCAAACUGUACAAAUCAGGCAGUGAGUACAACCUGCCCACCUUCAUGUCACUGUACUCCCCGACGGAGAAGGGGGAGAGUGGCCCCAGCCAGCCCACCAGCAAGCCUCUCAAGAGUGCCGAGGAAGCCUAUGAGGAGAUGAUGAGGAAGGCAGAGAUGAUGCAGAAGCAGCAGGUCCAGCAGGCCCAGCCAGCUAUUUCCUACAGCAGUGCCUACCAGCAGGGUGGCUACUGUGGCACUGAGAGCCAGAAUGGCUUCGAGUACCAGUACACCGAGGAGUACCGGUAUGAUGGUGGCCCUGCACACCCAGCCCAGCCCAGCUAUCCGAGUGCCCUGCCAAAGGCGGGAGCAGUGUACGAGGAUAUCCUGCAGACCUCGCAGAGCAUCUCCAGGAUGCACCAGUCCGCCUCCUUUGACCUGGCCCUUGAACAGGGAGAGAAGGCAAAGGGGCAGGAGGAGGCUUACCAGGAGAAGCACUUCCUCAAUGCCGAGAGCACCUAUGCUGACCUGAUGAAGCAGAACGGCAGUCCGCUCACCCCGGGCACCAGCCCCACGCAGCUCUCUGCUCCCGUCUCCUUUGCUGCCUCUGAUGGCAGUACAGGAAAGGCCAUUCCCGAUGUCCGGGUCACCCAGCAUUUUGCAAAAGAGGGGCAAGACCUGGCCAAGCUCCAGAGCACCCCAGCAGAGCCCAGCCCAGCAUCCAAGACUACUGCCACUCCUUAUGCCUACGGCAAAGGCACCAGCACAGUGACGAUGAUGGCAGUGGUGAGUGGCCCCAGGAGUGCGCCAUGGAGCUAUAGCUCCUCAGCUCCGGAGGCCCCAUCAGUAGCCUUCAGAAGCUAUGGUCCAGUGAAGAGCACUGUCAGCUAUGGCUCGCAGACGGAGGACACUGGCAGAAGCAAGGUGGCAGUGGAAAUCAGCAUGCAGAUGGCCAGGGAGAAGCUCCCGGCCAUGAGCGAUAGCAAGCCUCUACUGCCUAAGACUCACCCCUUCUUCAAGAGCUCCAGUCCUCCACUCUCGCCCACCUCCCCCACGCAGAGUCCCACUCAUGCCGCAAAGGCCACGGCAGAGUUUUCCACACAGACACAGAGCCCCCUCCUCCCCUAUGAGGGUCCUGCCGUUGCUGGCCCCACUGCCUCUUCCCCCAUGGUGGCACAGGGGACGCAGACGCCACACCAGGCGGGCUCACCACGUCUGGCCCGGCAGCCCGUCUCACAGGAUGCUCCAUUCAUGCUGAUCACACUGGCAGCUGAUGCGGCCAGCCAAACAAAGUCAGCCAGCUCUGGCUGUUCAACGUCCCCCACCUCAUCCCCCACCAGGCCAAGCCGGGAGCUGCCAGCACACAGCUACAGCCGGGCACCAGAGCCAGAGCAGCCUCCGGGCACAUAUGUCAGGGCACAGCCGGUGAAGGAGCACACCCAGCAGACAUCCACUGUGACUUCAGCCACUGAUGGCAUCACGGGGCUGUAUGGCUGGGGAGCGCUUCCUGCAGAAAACAUCUCCCUCUGCCGCAUCUCCUCCAUUCCCGGCACGUCCCGGGUUGAGCCAGGACCCAAGGCACCGAGCACUAAUGCCGUGGACUUACGGACGGCGCUGAAGUCCACCCCCAUCAUCAUAACAGACCAAGGCAUGGAUCUCACCUCCUUGGCCACUGAGGCCAGGAAGUACUGCCUGACCUUGGACCACAUCCCAAGCCGGCAGUCCACGGCCAUCCAGCCCUUGAUCAUCAACCUCAAUGCCCAGGAGCAGCCCCACACCAUUAUCGCAGCAGCCAGCUCCGCCAGCCUGGCCAUAGCCUCCCCCAUGCUCCUCUCGCAGCCCAAGCAGCCUGUGGUCUAUGGAGACCCUUUCCAGAGCCGGGUGGACUUUGGGCAGGGGACUGGGAGCCCAGUGUGCUUGGCGCAGGUGAAGCAGAUGGAGCAGGGCGUCCAGACAGCAGCUGUCAGAGCUAGCGGGGCGGCCAGCAGCAAGCCCGAGUCUACUGCUGCCCCCCAGACCAAGUUUGCAAGGUAUGGCAUGCCAGGCCAGAUGGUGAAGAAGGACAUGCUCAUCACACAGACCGGCGGGGUGCAGAAUGUUGUCAGCCUCCCGCAGCCCUUCCUGCCAGAGCCAGGCUCGGAGCUGUACCAGGUGGUGCCAGUGGAGCUGAAGAGCCAGAGCCCUCUCCUCGCCCUGGGCAGCAAAAAGCCCCAGGUGAUGAUGGUGCAGAUGGAGGAGGCAGCAGCUGGCCCAGUGACUAAAGUGCUGAAGGAGGAGCCACCGGCCAACGUGCUGGACCUCACAGGUGUGAAGCCGGAGAGCCAGGUGGCCUGCUGCAACAUGGUCUACAAGUUCCCCUUUGGUGGUAGCUGCACCGGUGCUUUCAACCCCACCUCCAAGAUGCCAGAGAAGAAAGCGGGGGAGGUGGCAGCACCCGGACAGAAAGCCAGCGGGCCCCUCUAUGGCAGCAGAGAGCCAGAGCUGCCAGAGACCUUCCCCUACCGGGAGCAGCCAGCACCAGCACCCUCACUUUAUGAGGAGCAGAAGUUUUACCCCGCCAGCGCCUUCGGCCGGCUCUACUCCUCCAUGUCAGACACAAACCUCUCUGAAAUUGGGAUGAGCUACUACCCCACGAAGGGGGACCAGCCCUUCCCUUCCCCAGCAAGUGAUGCUGCUGUGGACCUCAGCACCAUGAAGCACUCCUACAGUGUGGGCUUCGCUGAGGGGGGUUACCUGGGCCAGGGGCUGCAGUAUGGUUCCUUCUCCGAUCUCCGCCAGCCAGCGGAGAUGCUGGGCCACCCGCUCCCCAUGCGGAGGUACAGCUCGGCCUCCAACAUCUAUUCUGACUACCACUUCUCAACCCGGGGGGACCUGGCCAGCUUCCAACAGUCCAGCCUGGCCCACUACAGUGCCACCACAGCGCGCGAGAUCAGCCGCAUGUGUGCCGCCCUUAACUCCAUGGACCAGUAUGGAGGCCGGCACACCAACGGCCCUGACUUGCUGCCCUAUGGCCCUGGCUCCGGGCUGGGGGGCACGGGGGGGCUGGCAGCUCAGCAGCAGGGCCCUGUGCCCCCCAAACCUGGCAGGAUAUACAACCCCACCUUCCCCGAGGCACGUCAGGGCUUCAGCAGCCUGGCACAGUACAAUGUCCCCAGCAUCCGCUUGGGAUCCAUCCGGCAGAUGCUCCCUUCCACCGCCACUGUGCGGGCCGCUGACGGCAUGAUCUACUCCACCAUCAACACGCCCAUCGCCUCCACGCUGCCCAUAACCACUCAGCCAGCGUCGGUGCUGCGGCCCAUGCUGCGCGGGCUGUACAGACCCUAUGGCCCAGGCGGUGUGGCAGCGGUCCCGCUGGCCAGCCUGCCCAGGCUGCCAGUCGUCACACCCCGUGUCCCACUGGCAACACAAGGCCUCUACCGCUACUCAGCCCCUGGUCGGCCGGCCCCAGCGGCCUCACUGAUGGAGACGCCUGUCUACCUGGGCAAGCCUGUCAGCACAGCGCCUCCAGCGGCAGGUGCUGGUCCUACACCCAAAGCCCCCACUGCCCCCACCAGUGGCUUGCAGAAAGCAGAGCCGGUGGGGUCUGUGCCCCGUGCUGAGGGGCCAGCAGCACCAGCAGCCAGCAAGGAGGGUGGGCAGGCAGCUGCGGUGCCCAAGCCACUGCUGGAUGGGGCUCAGCGGGAGGAGCGGGAGGAGGAACGGCAGCGCAAGCAGCAGGAGCACGUGCUGCAGCUAGAGCGGGAGCGUGUGGAGCUGGAGAAGCUGCGGCAGCUGCGGCUGCAAGAGGAGCUGGAACGGGAGCGUGCAGAGCUGCAGCGGCACCGGGAGAAGGAGCAGCUGCUGGUGCAACGGGAGCUGCAGGAGCUGCAGUGCAUCAAGCAGCAGGUGCUUCAGCAACAGCAGGAGGAGCGGCACGUGCAGCUGGCACUGCAGCGGGAGCAGCUUGCCCAGCAGCGCCUCCAGCUCGAACACAUCCACCAGCUCCAGCAUCAGCUGCAGCAGCAACUGGAGGAGCAGAAGCGGCAGAAGAGCGCCUUCCCCAUGCCUGCUGAACCAGCUGCCCGCCCUCCUGAGGGUCCCGCCGAGGCACCACGGGGCCUGCCACACAAUGGGCAGGUGUGGCCCCUGCCAGGUGAGGCACUGCCAGAGGGGCCCACUGGCCCCCGCUAUCCCAUGCCUCAGCGGCCACUCAGCAGCUCGGCCUCAGACAUGUCACUGCAAGCCGAGGAGCCUUGGGAGCCUGGCCGGGGCAUCAAGAAGAGGAACUCGAUGCCGCGGCUGCGGGAUGCUUACGAGAAGGAGGCAGCACGGGAGGCCUUCACAGCAAGGAAGACAGCAGACAGCAGCGUGCAGACGGAUGAGGAGGAUGGCGAUGAGCGGUACCUGCUGUCACGGCGGCGGCGGCCGCGGCGCAGCACCGACUGCAGUGUGCAGACAGAUGAAGAGGACAGUGGGGAGUGGGAGCAGCCUGUGCGCCGCCGCCGCUCCCGGCCCUCACGGCAUGCUGAGGCUGGCACUGAGGGCAAGCUGGAGGGGCCAGCCCGCAGUAUGGCCAGUGUGGGCAUCCAGACAAUCAGUGACUGCUCAGUGCAGACGGAGCCUGACCAGCUCCUCCGCGUCUCCCCCUCCAUCCACAUCACCACCCAUGACCCCCGAGUGGAGAUCGUCAAGUACAUCUCGGCCCCAGAAAAGACACAGCGGGGCGAGAGCCUGGCCUGUCAGACAGAGCCAGAGCCUGUCCCCCAGCCUGGUGUCGUGGUCCCCCAGCUGACAGUGCCCACCACCAUCCCGCCCUACUCCACCAACAUCCAGAUUGUGAGCACAAGCCCCCUGGACCCCCACACCGUCCGGCAGCAGACCCUGGGCAAGUUCGAAAAGAAGAAGCCAGAUCCCCUGGAAAUCGGCUACCAGUCCCAUCUGCCAGCUGAGUCCCUCUCCCAGCUGGUGACCCGCCAGCCACCCCGGUCUCCCCAGGUCCUCUACUCACCUGUCUCCCCCCUCUCCCCACACCGCCUCCUGGAGUCCUCCUUCGCCACCAGUGAGCGGCUGAACAAGGCUCACGUCCCCCCACAGAAGCACUUCACCACCGACUCGGCUCAGCGCCAGCAGACACUACCGCGCCCUAUCAAGACCAUGCAGCGUUCCCUCUCUGACCCAAAGCCCAUCAGCCCCACCGCUGAGGAAGCCAGCAAGGAGAGGUUCUCCCUCUACCAGCACCCGUUGCUCCCCAGCACCCAGGUGGGGGGGUUGCAGUCAAGUCCACUGGCACGCAAGGUGAAGCGGACGCUGCCCAGCCCACCGCCCGAGGAGCCCCACGUCCCCCUGGCCAGCCCAGCUGCCUCCCAGAUCUACUUGAGCAGCCUGGCCCCCAAGGCCACUGCACCAGUCACCAAGGCCAGCCUGCUGAAGGAACUGGACCGUGACCUGAAGCUGGUGGAGCAUGAGGCCACCAAGCUGCGUAAGAAGCAGGCGGAGCUGGAUGAGGAGGAGAAGGAGAUUGACGCCAAGCUGAAGUACCUGGAGCUGGGCAUCACCCAGCGCAAGGAGUCACUACUGAAGGACCGUGGGAGGGACCAUCCCUACUUGCGCUGCCCUGGGGACCGCCGUGACUACCUGUCUGACAGUGAGCUGCACAGCCUGCGCCUUGCUGCCUAUGAUGGCACCAGCCUGCGCCCCACACCCACCGGGCAGUACCCUGAUUUUGCCACUGCCACUGCCUCCUAUGGCACCUACCCAUACUCUGCCCCACAGGGCCCCACUGCCUUCCCACCAACGCACCUGCAGCCCCCCCGGUACCCUGCAGCCAGCACCUCACAGGACAGCUUGCCAGUGGCCCCACUUCCUGCCUUCGCCUCGCCUGGCGCCUUCCCGGCCCCCAGCACCACAUACCCAGAGCUGGGUGCCUCAGGCCAGACAGGCUUCCGGCCCCAAAACCCCUACCAAGCCCCAAGCGCCUUCGCUGGGGUGGCCACUGUGCCGGCAGCACAGCCCGCCCUCUUCCAGAGCCCAGUUGAGAUGGCCAGUGGGCACCAGAAGCUGCGGCAGACCUCACUGGCUGACCUGGAGCAGAAGAUCCCCACCAACUACGAGGUCAUUGGUGCAGCUACCAGCUCCUCUGCCAUCCCUGAUGUCACCUUCAGCACCGCGACAGUGAGCAGUAGUUAUGAGCAGUACAAGGUGCCUGAGGCCCAGCCAGCUGAGAGAGCCAGCACAGUGCAGGGCCCCUCUGCCAGCUUCCCCUCUGAGUCCCUCUACACCAGCCUAGAGCAGAACAUCCCCCGUAACUAUGUGAUGAUUGAGGACAUCAGCGAGCUCACCAAGGAGAGUCCAGCAGUGGAGGGGCAGAAAGCAGAGCCGGCAGGCACGGCUGCCGACAGCCGCCACAGCAGAGAGAAGAGUGAGCUGGGGGACGCCGAGGGCUCUGGCCGGCCCUGCUGCUACACCAAAGCUGAGGACGAGUCUGAGGAGGAUGUCUAUGACCACCAUGGCCCUGACCAUCAAGGGAAGAACAGCUACCACCGGGGCACGGAGAGCAAUGGCAGGGUGUCGGGGAGCUCUGCUGGCUCAUCCUACUACUAUGGGGACAGCGAAUACCGGCACUCCUCACGGGUGGACAAGCAUGGCUCCAGUGCAGCACUGUCAAAGCAUUCAUCCAAGAACCUGGCACCCGCCGUCAUCUCCUCGAAGCGGAGCAAGCACAGGAAGCAGGUCAUGGAGCAGAAGAUCUCCAAGUUCUCCCCAAUUGAAGAAGCCAAAGAUGUGGAGUCAGACCUAGCUUCCUAUGCGUCGAUAACCUCAGUUGGCAGCAGCAAUGUGGCCUCCAGGGCCAAGAAGCUGCAGGAGGAGAUCACCUACGGCCUGAAGAAGAAUGUCUAUGAGCAACAGAAGUACUAUGGUGUCUCCAGCCGUGAUCUGGUGGAUGAGGAGGAGCGAGUCUACUCUGCCAGCAGCAGAACCCGCCUCUCUGGCUACGGGGUGGAAAAGUCCUCCAGCCGGGAGAUGGUUGGCCGGAGCAAGUCUUACGAGCGGGAGGGUGCAGAGCGCCCCUUGAAAGGCAGCUCCAAGCCCUCAUCCCUCAGCAUGAGCCAGAGCCGUGGGCGGGCACCUAUCCGCACGCAGCACUCAGAAGAGGAGAGCCCCAUCAGCCCCCUGGGGAAGGCAGUGGGGGGGUCACGCACCAUGGCGGGGCCUGGCCCCCAGUCGGCAGGGGAUUCCUGCUCCCAGUUCUGCUCCAGCCACUCGUUGCCUGAUGUGCAAGAGCACAUCAAAGACGUGCCAAGGAGUCACUCAUACAAGCACGAGGAGGGCUACAGCAUGGAUGACACCCAUUGUGUUGUCUCGGACAGUGAAGCCUAUCAUUUGGGUCAGGAGGAGACAGACUGGUUUGAUAAGCCCAGGGAGGCCCGGGCGGAGAGGGUCAGGCACUACGGUGGCCACUCUUCCUCACAGAAGAGACCCCCAGUUAAGCACACCUACCACGACUACGACGAGCCCCUUGAUGAGGACCCAUGGCAGCACAAUGACUACCCCCAGCACCGUGAGCACCGGCACCACGGGGAGUAUGGGCGCCAUGCCAGCACCUCCCGGCACACCAGCGAUGAGCCCCCACGCCGCUCAGCAAAGCAGCACCCGCGGGAGCCUGGCCGCCAUGAGCCCCGUGGCCACGGGCCAAUGGCUGCCCCCAAGAAGGCGCAGCAGCCUGAGCCCCGUGCGCCUGCACCCUUUGGCUCUGGCUCCUCUGAGUAUGCCCUGCCAUCCCGCCCUGCUGCUCACCACCACGGUGCUGAGGCUCCCAAGGCACAGAAGCCCCUGCAGCCACAUGGGCCGGCCACCCCAGUGCCAAAGCCGGAGCCCCUCGCACACCCACAGCAGCCAGUGGCCAGGCAGCAGCAGCCAGGGCAGCAGGCAGCACGGCAGCAGCCAGCGGUGCGGCAGGCUGCCCAGCCAGCAGGCUCAGCACAGCCUGAGGCCAGGGGCAGGACACAGGGACCUCUGUCAUCUCGGCCACCACAGCAGCAGCCAGGGCCAGCCCAGGUGGCAGGGAAAACGCCGACUGCGCUCCACACACAGCCGGGUGGGCACACAGUGCCAGCGCUGAAAGUGGAACAGACAGAUGCAUCCAAACCCACAGCGAAAGUGCCACAGCAGCCAGGGAGAGCACCUGCGGCACAGCCCCUGGGAGCAGCAGACAGCAAGGCCGGUCCGAGGGCAGCUGGGCCGCGUGGUCCCACUGGCACAGCCACAGGGCAGCCUGGGGCAGAAGGAGAGAGUGUUUUCUCCAAAAUCCUGCCAGGGGGGGCAGCAGAACAAGCAGGCAAACUGACUGAAGCGGUAUCAGCUUUUGGCAAGAAGUUCACUUCGUUCUGGUGAGAGAACGGCACAAGGAGUUUGGGAAGUGAGUGGAGAACAAGUCAUUGCAGUGGAAAAACCUAUGAAGAACCCAGCAAAUUCAGCAUGCGGCGCCAGACUCUGAGUAUAACACUUUUGAAAGCAGGGCGAUCCCUGGAUGCUGGACCAAACAGCGGCUGAGCAGGGGCCUGGCAGACGCCCCGGGGUGGGUGACCCCCAUGCCCGGCAAGCAGCUCCGGCGCGGCAUGCGGCGAGCCCCAGCGGCCACCCUGAGAGGAUGGGCCUGAUCCGGACUGUCAGAUCAGGCCCCGUAGGUGGGCUGCAGCCCUUUCUCAAGAUUAUACGCAGAGUUGCUCCCUCCAAACCCCAGCUCUGGCCUCUUCAUAGGUUUUCCCCCCAGGCAAGCCGAGGGCUGGGUGCCAGAGGCGCCACUCCUCCUUCCCAACCCCAUCUGCACCGCCGGGGCCGUCCCCACACCCCCUGCACUGCGGCCUGCUCCUGGCCCCGCCAGAGAGCUCUUGGAGCGUGUCAGCUAGGACCUAACACUGUUUCACUACCAAAAUACGAGGCCAUAGGACUCUUGACAGGUGGCGUGGCUGGCCUUUGCCAAUGCAGCCACCAGCUGAGCGCGUAUCCUGGCACGCAGUGCCACCCCGAAGCCAUUGGAAGCAUUGAAAGGGCCGCGCUCGCCCUCACCACGCAGCCAGCGCGCCCACCGCCGGGUACCCCUUUUCUUUCAAGAACAGCCUUAAUCAUCCCACUUUAAUUUCUGUGUAUACCUCAUCCACACCAGGGAGGGGCAUGGGGUGUCGUCAGCAGGGGGGAUCCUUUUUUCUCAGUUUCUCUGGGUUCAUUUUAUUUUGGUUUGGGUUUUGUUGGUUUUUUUAAAAACUUUAUACCAAAUCCUCUUCCCUCUCUGCUUUGUGCGAUGAGUUAGCACAUGGGCUGUCUUCUGUAGAAGCAAUAGAGUGCAGGAGGCUAAAAAAAGAGCACAAAACCCAUGGAACAAGAUCAGGAGAGCUUUGCCUCCGGCAGUAUCCUUCCUCUUACUGUGCAAUCCAAGUCCUUCUCAAGCCAUUUUGCGGGGACGCAGGGACGGAUGGCACGGCAGCCAGUGGCCAAAGCCCACUUGCCCUGCCAGGAGGGGGUUCCCCAGGGGGAGAGGCAGCCCAAGGAGGGGGCUUGCCAGCGUACAGCCAUGCGCCGCCCACGCCCUGUCACCUCCCCACGCUGGCGGCUCCCCCCCGGUGCCCUCCAUGGCGGGCAGCAGCCGCCCACUCACCUGCCUGAUGUUCUAUGCAACGAAAUAACACGACUCCAGAACAAGACCUGUGAAUAGCUAAGCAGUUCAAUGUCACGCCUAAAGGUUUCAUUGCAGAGCGUGCCCCUGAGUGACCCAGUAACUACUCUUUAUCGACCACCCGUGCGUAUGAAUUUGUGGCAUGUUCAACCCAUGGAGGGCCACUUUGCCAAAGGGCAUCCCUAGCGCCCAUGACCAUCUGUCCCGUCGUAGAGCAUGGCUUGCUACUUCUCUGCACGGUUCCACCCACCUUUCAGUGCUUGCUGUUCUUUGCCUGGACUUUUGUUUUAUUCUUUUCCAUCAGUCCAUCACCGUACUGAAAGCUCUUAGCACAUUUAUGCACUUGUUAUUGAGGACCCGGUCACCACGGGAAGCCCACGCUCUGUGGCAGGUCCCUGGCAGGGGGCUCUGCCUGUGCCCGAGGCUGGGGGAGAGACUGGUGGCUAUGGGAUGGGGGUGAGCACGGCACUUCUGUGGGGCAGCCCCACUGAGGAGAGCCCCGGCCUUGUGCGCACCCACCACCUCUCCCCACUGAUGACAAGUGCGUAGCCUGAGGGUGCUUCCUCUGGGCCCCUGCCACUCAUUGCGCUGUAAAUACUUGUACAGUGUGUAAAAUCGCACGCGGGACUGAGACCCCCGCCGGGGCCCAUCUCGCUGCCCGAGCACAUCUGCCACCUUGCCUCUGCACCUGCCAGGACCAGGGGCAUGUAGCCCACCCCACUGGGCCAGGCCCCCAGCCCUAAUUGUGGCAGUCUGGUGGCUGGGGCAGGGGAAUGGUGGGUGCAAAGACAAAGGGCCGAGCACGGCUGGGUGCCAUUUCCAGCGGUAAGUGCAAUGCCGGGUGCGCUCCCUCUAAACAUUGUGACGGUGUGCGUGUCUGCUGUGCUCUGUGCCACCUGUAGUGACCCUGUACCGUGCUGUACCGUGCCGUACUGCCCCCACUGCUGUGUCGUGACUCCCUCCCAGAAGCUGCCCCCUCACCAGGUGUUUCUGUGGGAACAGAAUAAAAAGGACU